AUGGUUAGGUAUUUUCAUCUAACUGAUGAUGGGGAGCAGAUUAUCAUAUUAAGUUUAUAUAUACUCAAUACUAUAAGUUUGAAUCUGGGUAAGGGGGUUUUGAUUUGGGCUAAUGGGAAUCGAUAUGAAGGGAAUUGGGAAGAUGGUGUUCCUAAAGGAAAUGGGGUUUUUGCUUGGCCUGAUGGGAGUUCUUAUACUGGGAUUUGGAGUGAUAAUUUGCAUAAUCGGCAGCCUGAGCAGCCGUGUUUCGUGUUGCUGCCGUCCAGGAAGAGAUCGUCGGUGGAUGGUGGGAGAGGUAGUUUGGCUGAGAGGAAUGCCAAUUUUUCCCGAAUUUGUAUCUGGGAAUCUGAUGGUGAAGCUGGGGAUAUUACUUGUGAUAUUGUAGACAAUGUGGAGGCUUCAAUGUUUUAUAGAGAUGGGAUUGGGGUUGGGGUUGGGAGUGAAUCUCCUUGUGGAGGAGCUCCUGCUGGGCAGUUGAGGAAGAGUCCUUGUUGGUAUGAAGGCUUUGAUGUCAAGAAACAAGGGCAGAUGAUAUCUGAGGGACAUAAGAAUUAUGAAUUGAUGCUUAAUCUCCAACUGGGUAUCAGGUUGAUUAUUGGAUUGGAUUCUUUUGCUUUUGCUUUUACAUCUGUUGCAUCUGUUGAUGUUAUUUGGAUAUUGGGUUUUUGUUGGUUGGUUUUGUGUUUUGUGAAAUUCUUAUUGAUUUGUAGAUACUUUGUUGGGAAGCAUGCGGCCAUUACACGGGCGCUUAAGCUAGCGGAUUUUGAUCCCAAGGAGAAGUUCUGGACUAGGUUUCCAACUGAAGGAUCGAAAUGCACGCCGCCACACCAGUCAGUGGACUUCAGAUGGAAGGACUACUGUCCCAUGGUGUUUAGACAUCUUAGGGAAAUGUUUGCAAUAGAUCCUGCGGAUUACAUGCUGGCUAUUUGCGGAAGCGAUGCCCUUGGGGAACUGUCCUCCCCUGGCAAGAGUGGAUGUUUGUUCUACCUAACACAAGAUGAUUGAUUUAUGAUCAAAACUGUGAAGAAAUCUGAAGUUAAGGUUAGUUGCCCAUACCCAACAUGUCAUUUAACCAAUAUCUGAAAUAGAGAGAUGAUAGAGCACUCAAAUAUAGAGAUUGAGAUUGAUUGUUCUUAAUUUAACAACACAUUUGAAUCUGGGUUUAUUAGAAACUUAACAUAGAUUUGAAUCUGGGUUCAUGACAUAAUUUCCAUAUGAUCUAUAUACUCUUAAUCAUUACUUAUAAAAGGAGGAUAUAUAUCAUAUGGAAAUUAGGUCAUUUGUAAAAUUUGAUUAUAAGAAAUAACAUAACUCAAUACAAUAAGGAUCGUAACUUAACUCAAUAUAUUAUGUUUCUAUGCUAAUUUAGUAGAAAUUUCUUCUUCAACUAAGAUAGUGAACUAUGCACGUAAAAGCCCGAGAAACAUCACAAACACUGAAAUAUGCAUGUGGCUCCCAAUUAGGAAACUACUUUGACAUUUGCACUAUGCCAACAUGUAGGCAUGAAACUAAGUCGAAAACUAUUCCAACAUGUAGGCAUGGAACUAGUCGAAAAAAUGUGCAACAGCCACGAGAUGGCCCGGGGAACACCUAAAACACCUCGAGACUAAUCAAUGUGAGUUGUAGAAACUUACGGAACUAGCACGGGACUCCCGGUUUGAAAACUAAGUCUAAAAAUGCACUUUUCCACACUUAAGCUUGAAAAUAGGCUUUCGGGGGCCAAAAUCGUGCAACAGCCACGAGAC
Messenger RNA from Camellia sinensis, 1745 nucleotides. Lineage: Eukaryota; Viridiplantae; Streptophyta; Magnoliopsida; Ericales; Theaceae. The record is from RefSeq and is a predicted model, not a curated record.